CUUCUGGAGUCGUCAUCACAUCAGUCUGACAAACGCAGAAGUUGUGCAUAACGCUUUUUUAUCGCUGGAUAAAGUCGCGUCUCACACGCGCACGCGUCUCUCCGUUCCGUUCUUCGCCCAGCGCGUCUAAAAACAUUUUAAAAAACACUUGGAAAAAUCCCCCUUUUUUCUUCUUUGGGAAUCGCUUCAUGUCUGUUGUCCAAGAGAAAACGUGUCGAGACAGACAUCGUCCUUCAAGAGCAAGAGAGAAGCUCUGAGGAACUUCACGUCAAGUUAGUGCAACCUUAAUGCGUUUUAUUUCGUUUUAAUCGUUGAGUUUAGCGUGUUUGGAAGAACGCUCACCGCUGACGUCACGACUGUGGCCCCGCCCCCUCAUCGCUCAUCCCACAAUUAUACGUUCUGAACUUCUAUCUGCAUCCCAACUGGUUCCAGACCGGUAACCAUGGCAACCCGAGGCCACGCCUCCAGCUCGUUAAUGAGCAACCACACCAAAGAGCGAGUGACCAUGGCUAAGGUCACCCUGGAGAACUUCUACAGCAACCUCAUAACACAACACGAGGAGAGGGAAAUGAGACAGCAAAAACUGGAAAAGGUGAUGGAUGAGGAAGGACUGCCUGAUGAAGAGAAGCGCAUGCGCCGCUCCCAACACGCUCGUAAGGAGACAGAGUUCCUGCGGCUGAAGAGAACCAGACUGGGUCUGGACGACUUCGAGUCGCUGAAGGUGAUUGGACGAGGAGCGUUUGGGGAGGUGCGUCUGGUUCAGAAGAAAGACACAGGACAUGUUUACGCCAUGAAGAUUCUUCGCAAAGCUGACAUGCUGCAGAAAGAGCAGGUGGGUCAUAUCCGAGCGGAGCGGGACAUCUUGGUUCAGGCAGACAGUCUGUGGGUGGUGAAAAUGUUCUACAGUUUUCAGGACAAACUCAAUCUUUACUUACUCAUGGAGUUCCUGCCCGGAGGAGACAUGAUGACGCUUCUGAUGAAGAAGGACACGCUGACGGAGGAGGAGACGCAGUUUUACAUAGCUGAGACGGUUCUGGCCAUCGACUUCAUCCAUCAGCUGGGCUUCAUUCACCGAGACAUCAAACCAGACAACCUGCUGCUGGACUCCAAGGGUCACGUCAAGCUGUCUGAUUUCGGCUUGUGUACGGGACUCAAAAAGGCACAUCGGACCGAGUUUUACCGCAACCUGAAGCACAGCCAAUCAAACGACCUCACGUUUCAGCACAUGAACUCCAAGAGGAAGGCCGAGACGUGGAAGAGAAACCGGAGGCAGCUGGCCUUCUCCACGGUGGGAACGCCGGACUACAUCGCACCAGAGGUCUUCAUGCAGACCGGAUACAACAAGCUCUGCGAUUGGUGGAGUCUGGGCGUCAUCAUGUACGAGAUGCUGAUUGGCUACCCUCCGUUCUGCUCGGAGACUCCUCAGGAGACGUAUAAGAAGGUGAUGAGCUGGAGGGAGACGCUGGUGUUUCCUCCCGAGGUGCCGAUCUCGGAGCGAGCGAAGGCUCUGAUCCUGCGCUUCUGCUGUGAGGCGGAUCAUCGCAUCGGAGCGGCCGGCGUCGACGACAUCAAGAGGAACGGCUUCUUCGAGGGCGUGGACUACGACCACAUCAGAGAGAGACCCGCUGCGAUCCCCAUCGAGAUCAAGAGCAUCGACGACACGUCCAACUUUGACGAGUUCCCCGAGUCCGACAUCCUGCAGCCGUCCAGUCCAGCGGUGGCCAGCAGUCAUCAUCACCCCGAGUCAGACCUGAAGAACAAGGACUGGGUCUUCAUCAACUACACCUACAAGCGCUUCGAGGGUCUGACGGCCAGAGGAGCCAUCCCUGCCUACAUGAAGAGCGCCAAGAGAUGACAACAGAUCAGUUCUUAUGCUUCUGACACACACCAGAAGACGCACACUUCUCUAGAAGUGAUAGAAGAGGUUUAGCUUUACAUGUAGAAACACAUUGUGCCUUAUGUCCGUUUGGGCUAGAAAGCCUCACUUGUCCCCCUCAGCGCAGACAAUCAUGUUUAUUUUAGAUUAGAAUGACAAACUGUGGGAGCAUGGUGUGUUUUAGCAUGUGAAUGUGUGUUUGCAGCUUUCUGGCAUCGGUACGAUCAGUGAUUUAUUUAGGGUACGAUCGGUCACUUCGUGUAAACACCACGGGUUACACACCGUUCAGUUCAAUUGUAGUUUUUCUCAUUUAGCAUGCAGUGCAUCAUGGAUAUUUUUGUAUUGAUAUUUAACCGUGAGCUGUUUUGGUAAUGUGUGUUUAUAUCCUUGGCAUCUGUGCUUUUAACUUUUAUAAAUAUAUGCAAUAAAGAUGAUGCAUGCUUUUUAA
Messenger RNA from Carassius gibelio (silver crucian carp), 2324 nucleotides. RefSeq names its product serine/threonine-protein kinase 38. The record is from RefSeq and is a predicted model, not a curated record. The coding region runs from base 443 to 1855 and encodes 470 amino acids. Gene Ontology annotation, biological process: intracellular signal transduction; peptidyl-serine phosphorylation. The transcript has 13 exons. Lineage: Eukaryota; Metazoa; Chordata; Actinopteri; Cypriniformes; Cyprinidae. Gene Ontology annotation, molecular function: ATP binding; protein serine/threonine kinase activity.